AAGUUGCAGGUAGAGAAAGAAGACGCUCGGGGAGAAAGAUUAGUCAAGAGACAUUGAGAGGGAGGAGAACGAGCGAGAGAGAGAGGAGAGAGAGAGAGAGACAGAGAGAGACAGAGAGAGAGAGAGACGCGGUCAAAUUGAUCUUGAGCGUUUUUUUCUGUCUACGUGGGUCACUUAAUAAGGCGCACUCGGAGGCAAGGAGAAAUAGGGUGCGAUAGGGGCAGCAAAAAUCAUUUUAGUCACGCGCGCGUGGAAAGAAGGAUACAAAUUUCUCCACACGAGGAGGAAGACACAAGCCGACUAACACACGGAAGGGAAGUUGAAAGACUCGAAGAAACAGCAGCAUAAAAAGUUUGACUGCGCGGGCUUGUUUUUGGUUGAUGGUGAGGGGGGGACAAAGCGGGGAAAAAGUGAGGAAUCCACAGUGGGAAAGAUGCCGCGGGUAGUUCCGGACCAGAGGAGCAAGUUUGAGAAUGAGGAGUUUUUCCGCAAGUUGAGCAGGGAGUGUGAGAUUAAAUACACUGGCUUCAGGGACAGACCCCAUGAGGAGAGACAAGCCCGAUUCCAGAACGCCUGCAGAGAUGGACGGUCAGAAAUAGCCUUUGUAGCAACAGGCACCAACCUCUCCCUCCAGUUCUUUCCAGCUAACCUGCAUGGAGAUCAGAGGCAGGUUCCUACGAGGGAGUAUGUUGACUUUGAGAGAGAGACGGGAAAGGUCCAUUUGAAGGCUCCGAUGAUCUUGAAUGGAGUGUGCGUGAUUUGGAGAGGUUGGAUUGACCUACAAAGACUGGAUGGGAUGGGAUUCCUGGAAUAUGAUGACGAGAGGGCACAGCAUGAGGACGCUUUGGCUCAGGCAGCGUUCGAGGAGGCUCGACGCAGAACCAGAGACUUUGAAGAGCGAGAGCGAUCACACAGAGAGGAUCUAGAGGACCCUGUAGUUUCUAAAAUCUGGGACUGAUGACAGACAGACCGACAAACAGCCAGCAGAAAACAACAGGUACAGACGACAGCAAGACCCCAGCCCUCGCUUAAACAUCGCCAGCGCGGAUACGGAACACAAGAUGUGCCGAGGAAGAUGACAGGUAGCAGAAAAAAGAAGAGGAAACUCAGGCUGGCAUCCGUUCACUUUUAAUACAAUUAGCUAAAAAGAAAUGAAGACUUUUUCUCAUUUUAUUCCAGUAUUUUUUUUUAAAUGAAACAGCUACUUUAAGUAGACAUUCGAAUAUAGGUAAUUAGUUAAACCAUGUAGAGAAAAGAAUAAGAACACCUGUAUUUGAUCACAUUUAAAUGUGACUAAUGUCUGAGUAAAUAAGAGCUGAAGAUCAAGUCAUGCAAAAUCUUGUCUUCGGUUUUAAUAGCUUAUUACACAUACCCAAAAUAUAUUUUUGAUCAAGAAUAAAUGUGGGAGAUGUCAGUGGGUCAUCGCGAUCCCUUAACUUAGAAUGUCAACGUUAAAAACGAAAAAAAAAAAAAAUGGCUGUUUUCUGAGACCGACAAUCACCUUGCUGGGAUGAAAGGGAGGUCGAUGAGAGGGAGAGAGGCCAAAAGAAUUAUUUUUUUCUUUAUGGUAGUUUGAAGUGUUUCUCAAAUGACCACAUUGGUGAGUUAACCAUCCAAAAAUGUACAUUAAGUCAGGGGUAAUGUAGCAACAAACAAUUAUGGAAAAUUAUGUGGGUUUUUUUUGUGUGUGUGUGUGUGUGGGGGGGGGUCCAUAACAUGUCAUCCAGGUUGUGUUUUGCACUAUGUGAUACAAUCAAGUCAAGUUCACAUGGAUUUUGUUUGCAUGAAACUAAACUGAGGGCUACCUAUUUGUGUUGGCUGUUCUAUGGGCUGGUCUAUUUCUCAUCACAGCACUCGCUUUACAAGGUUCAGAUGAGGAAUCAUUGGGUGACUCAAAGUCACAUGACCCGGCUAAUCAACACCAAAAUAAAACAAAUAUUGAUUGAUUGAUCUUUUAUACUUUAAAUAUAUUCAUUGGCCAGUCUCCAAUUUUUCCUCAUUGAGGAUUGUAAACGUGUGAAUGCAGUAAAAGAAAACAAUUUCCUGUUACAGCACGAGCUUCGUGAAAUGUGUUUAAUUAUCCUGUGUGCGUGUGUGUGUGUGUGUGUGUGUGUGUGUGUGUGUGUGUGUGUGUGUGCGUCAGUCACAAAGUUUACUUUUUAUAUUCUUGCUCCUAAUCAUAUAUAUCUUUUUUCCCCAUCUUUUAUCUUUGUUAGUGACUAAAACAAAAGUGUUUUGUCUGACAAGUUGGAUUUUGGAAUUUACCAAAUACCAAAAAGUUUUGGUUAGAUUUUCCUCUGCAUUUCUUUGUUUUGUAUGUUUUAUUCUGUGCUUUGAAUGUGGAUCCAAAGUUCUGAUUUUAGGUCACAUAAAUGUUUUUAAAUAGCCAAA
Syngnathus typhle (broad-nosed pipefish) is the source of this 2391-nucleotide messenger RNA. RefSeq names its product core-binding factor subunit beta (gene cbfb). The transcript has 7 exons. Gene Ontology annotation, cellular component: nucleus; core-binding factor complex. Gene Ontology annotation, biological process: regulation of transcription by RNA polymerase II. The coding region runs from base 434 to 958 and encodes 174 amino acids. The record is from RefSeq and is a predicted model, not a curated record. NCBI's taxonomy places the organism in Eukaryota, Metazoa, Chordata, Actinopteri, Syngnathiformes, Syngnathidae. Gene Ontology annotation, molecular function: sequence-specific DNA binding; transcription coactivator activity.